Durio zibethinus is the source of this 1554-nucleotide messenger RNA. Lineage: Eukaryota; Viridiplantae; Streptophyta; Magnoliopsida; Malvales; Malvaceae. The record is from RefSeq and is a predicted model, not a curated record.
UUGAUUCAAUCCGAACUUUGAUCACUGCUAGGUUUUGAUUGUAUUGCUUGGAUUGCAUUUGAAAAACAUGUUUAUUAAAUAUCUUGGAUUUCUUAUGCAGAUCCCUUUCUCGAUCAGUCGGCAGAUCAUUUUCUAAUCCGAGAAGCUAUUCAGAGUAUGUUCUCUGAAUGUACAACCAAGAGCAUAAAUGCAUUCAGAUCAUUGGGCCAGGACAAAGUUUUGUGUUAACCUCUCUAUAGUGAUUACAUGUUUAAUUUAUGUGUUUCUGAUUCUUUACUGAGUGUUCUGUUAGUGCAAGAUUUUUGAGAUUUUAGCGUCUGAUUUUACAUGCAGUGACAAAAAGAAAUCUAGGAGUGUAUCUAGAUCACCUCAACCACGGGGGCUCCCCAUUUCCUCUGAUAGGAUGUAUCAUUCCCUAAGAAGUCAAUCUCUAUCUCCUCGGUCAUGCUUUCCUGCAAGACGAAGACCGUCUUAUUCCAGGCAAAGAUCUCGAUCUCAUUCACUUAGCAGAUCACCAUCUCCUGUAAGACGUAGAUUACGUUCUCCUUAUCAGCGCUGGUCACCUACACUCGUUCGUCGUAGAUAUCUUUCACCCAUCUGUCGUCAUAGAUCACCAUUAUCAAUUCGACGUCGCAGAUCAUCGUCUCUUGUUCGACGUCAUAGAUCUCCAUCAACUGUGUUUCGUAGAUCUAGUUCGCCUGUGCGCCGCAGAUCUGCUUCAUCUGUAUGUCGUAGAUCUCCAUUACCCAUGUGCCGUAGAUCUCCAUCACCCUUGCGACAUAGAUCACCUCAUAUGCAACGCAGAUCACCCUCUUCUGUGCGACAGCGUCAUCACAGAUUGUCAUCAACACCACGACAUAGGUCGUCGUCUCUUGUGCGACGUAGAUCACCGGGUUCCAACCGUAGGUCAAUAACUCCUUCCCAUGGUAAGUCUCUUUCACUUUAUCAAUCAUGUUCUCUGUCUCCUGUGCAACAUAGAUCUUCUUCACCGCUUAAGAGGUCUCCAAAGGAUUGAAGAUCACCUUCGUUUUCUCCUGGAGAAAGACAACGGUAUGAUGACAUCCUGUUCCUACUGAUUUUGUCUAUUUGAAAAUUCUUGGGUAUGUGAAACAGUUUAAUGAAUAUCGCAAAAUUCUGUGGUGCAGAAUGCGUAGAAAGUUGUCUCCUGUGGGACAUAGGUCCUCUAUUAUGAGGUCCCCGCAUGGAGAUUUUAUGGAUAAGAGGAAUGCAGUCGAUAAAGUGCCCGCUUUAUCACUGUUCCUGAAUCAACCCUUCCUUCUCCAAAUCUCCAUCACCUUCGAGUAAUCGAUCUGCCAGUGAAGAUAGGAGGUCGCCAAGUCCGUCUGAGAGUCCUAUGAGGCAAAAGAGGGAGCGAAUUGCUCGUGAUAAUAGCUUUAGUCCUGAACAGAAACCGAGAGAAAUGAAAAGUCGGCAGGACAGUCAAGGGAAUGGGAGAAAAAAUGAAGCCAGCAGAAGCAGGUUAGAUUCCAAAUUAGUAAUUUUUCUUACUAUUUUAGUGCUUCUGUUGGCUCUUGUUAGAUUAUGAAUGUUCAA